AUGUGAGUAACCUUUUGCAGAAACAGUGCUAUACUGUAUCUGAAAAAGUAUCACUCUUAAGCUUGGCUUCUGCUACUUUCAACAAAGGCCUUUAUCUACUUACUUGAUACAGGAAAAGGGGAAUUGGGGGACCUCAGUUGUAUUCAGUUUGUAUCCAGAAUACAACUUUCCUCAGCAUUCCUUGUCUUGAUGAUAUGGUGAAAUUAUAUGUUAAAAAAAAGUUUUAUUUGAAGUAUGGCAAACUUGUCCUGGGGCAAAACUUAAGAUCUUUCACCGCACAACUUGACGAAUUACAUGAGGAAUUUUGGCGCGAUUCUAAACCAAAGAAAACUAUGACUAUAUGUCAUGCUGCUGCCACAGCCCAUCCGCAUUUAUGUUUGUUGAUUUGUUUUUCUAUUCCCUAUGUAGUUUUGAAGCCAGUACUGGAAAGGGAACAUUCCCAAGGUGUUAGUUGAAGAAGCGUUGAUGCUUUGCACUUUUCUCCCAAGUCAGUUCCAACCCAUCUAGCCACAAAUACUGCUCCCAUCCAGGGGGACUAUCUGUAAUGUAUCUGCCAGCCACCUCCAGAUUUACCUAAUGCUUAAUAUGGCACGUAUUUCCAUGAUUACUUUUGAUAAUGAUGAAAGCUGCAAAAUUUUCAAGGGUGCAGUUAUAUUGUACCCAUCAAAAAUUUUAUCUGAAGUAUUGCUCUUAAGUCAUAUAUCAUUUCCACUUUCUAUUCCUUGGCUAGUCUGCUCUGCCCUGAUGGGGCAAGAAUGUCUGUUCUUGUUAUUGUGUUUGGUGAUAGGAUAUCUUUCAAUUUAAAAAGAGCCUUCAGACAUGCUUAAGGUUAAAAACACCUUUUCUUUCUUUUUGGUUUUAGGCUCAUUUCAAAAUUACAUUCACUAUUUUAGUGCAGAUGGAUGCCUUUUAUAGCUGAAAACAUUCAAUUGUAAUAGAAGAAAACUAUUUUAAAAGUAUUUCAUUUGAAAGUGAAAAAACAAAGUGAAUAGACAGACAGAAAUCUUCCAUCCAUGCUUCACAUCCCAAAUGACCUGGCGGGGCCAGGCUGAUGCCAGGAGCAGGAAACUGAAUCUGGGUCUCACACAUGGGUGACAAGAACUGAAGUGUUUGAGCCAACACCUGCUUCCUCCCAGUGUGCACAUUAACAAGAAGCUGCAUUGGAAAUAGACCUGUAACCAGGCAUUCUGAUAUGGCAUGCUGGAGUCCUAGGUGGUGGCUUAACUGCAGCACCAAAUAGUCAUCCCAGAAAAACUAUUAACAUGUAAAGGAAGCUUAUAAUGUGCUAGACAUUCUACUAAGCACUUAUAUGCCUAGUGUAUAUAAAUUGCCCAAAAUAAAAUCAGGGUUUUCAACUUCCCAGCUGUGUGACCUUGGACAAGUUACCUAACUUCUGUAUGCCUUACUGUCUUUCCUUUAUGUGGGGAUAAUAAUUGUGCCCACAUCAUAUUACCCUAUGAAGGUUAUGAAAAUUAAAGGAGUCAAUAUAUGUAAUUUAAUUCUCAUUUUAUACAUUAGCACACUGAGGUGGAGAGAGAUUAACUUGUCCAAGAUUAAAAGAUAGUAAGUGACAGAAUCAGGAUUUAUUUAUAGGCCAGGCUGAUGCCAAAGCCUGUGUUCUUGGUAAUUUCACCCUUUAUAAUGGGAUGAGAUUAUUAAUUGGCUUCAAAUAAGUGCAUUCAGUUAAGUAGUGUUUAAAAACUGUUCAAACACCUGGAAAUCAAAGCAAAUCAUAGUUUGUUUUUUAAAGACAAAAUAAUUCCUUCUUCAUAGUAAAAAGAAAUGUUUUUUCUUAAAUUGCUACCCAAGGAAGCACUUCUGUGUUAUUUAUCAUCAAUUUACAACCUAAAUUACAAAAUACCAAAUAACAGUAAGUCUAGGCCAGUGUGGUCUGGCCAUGGUAUCAGUGUGACUCCCACAGAACAAUGUCUUUUAACUGGAUGAUAAUGCUAUAGUUAUCUAAUCACUUUUUGGAAUCCAUUUGUAUUUGCAGCUGUUAACAUUCCAUCACUUGCACAAGUUCAUAGUCCAUGUAUUGGAUUGCAUUUUGCGCCUAAGUUUAUACUGAGGUUUUAAGAAGUCCAUCUUAGUUCAAGGAGUCCUGAACUUGUAAAUAAGUGUUAUGUGCCAAAAAAAUGUUCUGUAGUCAAAUAAAUUUGGGAAACAUUAAACAUCAUAAAGUUUCUUUAUGGCAUAACUUGCCAGAGUUCUUACAACCCAAAUGUGCUUUAAUGACUCUCUGAGAUUCCCAAACUUAUUUGACCAAAUAAAAUGUUGAGAGCAAGUUUUCUAAGAAUCCCAUUUAGGGAAAUGGUGUUCCAUUCAGAGAAAGUGUGAUUUUUAUAGGCUAAUGAUCUAAAUCCUUCUCACUCAGCUUUUGCAUUUUUCUACUGAGGAUGUUGAUAGUUCAUGCUUUUAUGAUGGCUUCUCUGGAUCUUCCUGCACUCUGAAUGGGGCACACACAAGUCAGGAUAAUGUGCUGAGGGUUGUUCACAUGCUCAUCCUGAUGAGAAUAUAUUUUUUAAGAUGUAUUUAUUUGAAAGAAUUACAGAGAGCGAGGGAGAGACAGAGAGAGAUCUAUGUGCCCAUAUGGGAUGCUGGAAUUGCAGGCAGUGGCUUAACACAACAACGGCCUCAGUUUCUACUUUGUAAAAUAGUAGUUGGUCACAGUUAAUAUCUUGUGUUUAAAAUCUAGGCUUUAAUAUAUUUUAUUUUGUCAUUACUCUUUACUGGGUUUUUGUUUAUCUCUCCUUUCCAAAGCUUUGGAGAGAGAGAGAGGCAGAACUGCUAAAUGGGGAAAAAUGAGUGAAAAAAAUACGUAAUAGAGUAGCAACAAGAUUAUGCCUAGACAAUUAAUCUCUACCAAUGGUUAAUCAUAACUGCCACUCUGGCCUUCCUUCAUUUCCCUCCCUACCCACCAUACAUAUAUUCACCUUCUCACAGAAACAUUGUAUGAGACUAAGAACUAUAUCACUAUUGCUGUUGAACAGCAUACCAUAUGUAUUUGGGAGGAGAAAGGACCUAUGAAAAGAGCAAAUUAAAAUGUGCAAAUUGAUUUAUAAUUAGGAUAUAAAUCUUUACUUUAGCUUAAACAUAAAUGUUACAGUAGCAACAUUUUUUGGAAGGCUCUGGACUGUUCAGUAAUAGUAUUAAGACAGGUAUAGAGGCCUGGGGAGGCAUUCUAGGCAUUUUAAGCAAUGGAACUAGAAUAUUAGCCUGGUAUUUAGGGGAAAAUGUAUUUCAAAUACAAUGGUAGUGGUGGUGCUUGCUGGAAUUAGAGAUGAUGUACACAGUGAGUCUGCAGGUUCAGGAGAGGUGAUAUUGACUUGGUUUAGGUCAAUUUGUUAACUUUUUCCUGGUCUGCAUUGUGGUAGGAAAGGUAGAAAGAAAAGAAAAUGGUGCUAUUGAAUCCAGAGAGGUUUUUUUGCCCCUCUGCCUUGGAAAAUUCAAAUUGAAACCUAUGCCUUUAUGGAGAAAAAGACUUCUGUAACAUCCUGCAGGAUCAUUAAAAUGAAACAAGAACCUGGAUGGAUGACUAUCAUUUGCUGUCACUCAUCUUCAAAUCACCAUGGCCCCUACAGGCUCAUAGCUUAGCAAUUCCAUGAGACUACCUUAAAUAUUUUUCCCUACAUGGAAAUUGCCUUCAGGAAAUGGCCAGCCGCUGUAAGUAACCUGCCUUAGUUAACUUAUAAAUAGGUCCUUUGCCCUUAAAACAAACUUUUUAUUUCAAGUUAGAAAGCCAGCAAUAUUAUUUGACCUUCAAAAUGUUACCUUUUAAAAUGGAAAGUGCUCAGAAGGGGCUUUUACCUGGGGAAUGUAUGGCAUGCACAUUCUAUGGCCACUUACUGCUUUGUGAAUUCACUGCCCAGCCUCCUGUAGGGCCUGUCCCGCAUUUCCACUGAACUCCUCACCUAUCCAAAUUCUUGAAUGCUUUCAGUUAAAAGUUAGCAUUACCCGAAAUCUCUACCUCAGUGUCCCUUCAGUUGUCUUGCAGGAAACUUCAGAUGCCUUUGAUUUUGUUUAGUGUACAGACAUGUAUGAAGUUUGAUUCUGGUUGGUGGUCAAUAGUCCCAGGUCCCCUUACUCACUGCUGAGUGCAUUCAAACCCAAAAAGUCACACCUGUGUCCUGUGCGCGGGUGCUGCAGGCUUAGGUGGAGAAAAGCAGGGCUAGAAUUGGAACCCAAAGCCCAGAAUGGCAGGAGAGGAUGUGGGGGCUCCACCCGAUCACCUCUGGGUUCACCAAGAGGGUAUCUACCGCGACGAAUACCAGCGCACGUGGGUGGCCGUCGUGGAAGAGGAGACGAGUUUCCUAAGGGCGCGAGUCCAGCAAGUUCAGGUUCCCUUAGGUGACGCAGCUAGGCCAAGUCACCUUCUUACCUCCCAGCUACCUCUCAUGUGGCAACUCUACCCAGAGGAGCGCUACAUGGACAACAACUCUCGCUUGUGGCAGAUACAGCAUCAUUUAAUGGUCAGGGGAGUACAGGAGCUGUUGCUUAAGCUUUUGCCUGAUGAUUAACCUGGUGCUGGGAUUCUAGGAAGAUAUGCUCCUUUGUUCUGUUCAGUAUAUGGCAAUCACUUCAUCCACUACUGCAGUGCACCCACCCUUGUGCCUGGCGGGAGGGAGUGGGUUGAAAAACUGCUCACAAAACAAGUUUAGGAAGGGUCAUGA
Molecule: messenger RNA, 4670 nt
Organism: Oryctolagus cuniculus (rabbit)
Lineage: Eukaryota; Metazoa; Chordata; Mammalia; Lagomorpha; Leporidae
Source: RefSeq, a predicted model, not a curated record